Molecule: messenger RNA, 2675 nt
Organism: Biomphalaria glabrata
Lineage: Eukaryota; Metazoa; Mollusca; Gastropoda; Planorbidae
Product: gliomedin-like
Exons: 15
Coding region: 373-2085 (570 amino acids)
Biological process (GO): signal transduction
Source: RefSeq, a predicted model, not a curated record
ACUGUUUUAAAAUUGGGACGAUAACUUAAGGAAACAUUUACUGGUAAAUACACUUUGAUACAAAUUCUUUCACUAAUGCACAAGUGUCUUAAUCAUUCAAGUGUUGUAGGUCUUUAUGUAUUAGGUACUUAUAGUUGGUGUUUUUUUUUUAAUUUUGUUAAUUUUCUAAUUUUUGGUUGAUCAGGGUUAAUUGAUCAUAUAACAGGAGUUUAAUAAUAUAUGUAAUAAAAAUAAAAACGAUUAUUAUUCACUUGUGCCUUGUGUUCUGUGACCAGUAUCUAUAACAUAUUUUUAAUUGCGAAAUAUGAUAAGACCUUUACAGUAUACUUAAGGAUUCUGAGGUAAAUUAACCAUCAGAAUUAAGUUUAAAAAAUGGGCGAUGCUAAACCAACGCCUAGAAAGUACGCAAGAGAGCGUCAUUUAGAAGUGCAUAUCAGAUAUGUAUACAUCCUCUUGAGCUGUUUGGUUCUGUGCAUGGCCGCAUUAAGUGUAUUUCUUGUUGUCUGCUUCGUCGAACUAUCAACAUUAAAGGAAGCGAUAUCCGGUUGUAAAGAUGUUCUUGAGGUGAGCCUGCAGGAUGGGGCUUUUGGAGAUACUAUUUUAACUUCUAGGGAUGAAGAUCAGAUGUAUGGACAUUUUGUAGAAAAUUCUGAAGAUGACCAGCUUAGAAGGAAGAGGCGUGCUGGAUUUCAUGAAGGUUCAGGAGCAGACGAUGACUGGAUGUGGAUGAGUUCGUUUGCUAGAAUUCCAGUAAAGACAAUUAAAAGCUAUUGUAAAGAGGCCCAAAUGUACUGCGCUGCAAAGGGACCUAAAGGUGAUCCAGGAGAAGUUUUAGAUAUAUCAUUAGUCAACUUGACCUCGUCUCAGCUGGAAGCACUCAGAGGUCCCCCAGGUCAGCCUGGUGAAAAAGGUGAGCCAGGACUCAUAGGAUUGAAGGGAGAUCCAGGUGAAAAAGGUGAUUCCGGUGAUGAUGGAGUUUCAGGACUGAAAGGUGAACAAGGUGACAUAGGAUUGCCAGGAAUUCCAGGUGAAAAAGGUGAAACCGGUAAAAAAGGAUCUAAAGGCGAGACAGGUGACAAAGGAGAUAUUGGACCACAAGGUCCCAUUGGAAAGCCUGGAAUACAAGGAGAAACUGGUCCCAAAGGUGAACCUGGAUCUAAAGGUGAAUCUGGAGUAGAUGGAAAAACAGGUUCACAGGGCCCUAAAGGUGAACCAGGACUUUGCUCAGCUAUUUGUUCUGUUGAGUCUGUUAUAGCGACUUCUCCACCAGUGACAACUCCGGAGCCAACAUUCCCACCAAAGGCGUCAGAAUGUUCCAUAGACGUUCUUGGAAAGCCUGUUUUUAUUCGUCUCUCCCAGUCCAUGUUCGGGUCAUGGAUGGUUGACGUUAAGCCGAAUUCGAAAACUGCAAACAAAUUCUGGAUAAUGCUGGACCUGGAAGGCACCAAUGUCAUCGAGUUUGCAGGGGUAGACAACUUUGAGAAGAACAUCGUCAAUCGUAACAUUACAUUAGAAGGUUCUCCUUACUACGGGACAGGAAGUAUCGUGUAUGAUGGUCAUCUCUACUUCCAGUGGGCUGGGGAACCCAAAGUGGUGAGACUUAAGCUCGAGACCGGAGAAGUGACCACAGUCAGACAGAUCCCUGAGCUGGCCCAUAAAACGUUUAGAGGUGUGAAAAGGCACCUGUACACAUCAGAGAGUUCUUUCGUGGACUUUAGUGCAGACGACAACGGUCUGUGGAUGAUCUACAGCUCUGAACGACACAGCAAUGUCAGCGUGGCCCUGAUGGAUCCAGUCACGCUGGACAUCAUUAAGUCAGUGGACCUCAACGUACCUCUGAGCUCUAAAGGAAACGCCUUCAUCGUGUGCGGCAAGAUGUACACCAUUCGUCACCACAACAGGCUGAAUACGUUUUUGGAUGAAGAGGUCAAUCUGUGGACUGGAGUCAGCCGGCAGUUACAAAUUAAGUUUCACAAUCCUUACGGCAAUACCGUUAUGCUUUCCUAUGACACUAGGAAUCUAAGGCUUCUUUCCUGGGACAACGGUAGGCAACUACGCACACCAAUGCUUCUGAAGAGAAAUUAGAUUUCGUUGUCAAUCAUUUUAAUAAUAAUCAAAUUUCAUAUAAAUAAACAAACAAACAAUUAGUAAUGAAUAAUUUGAUUUUAAACUUUUUUUUUUUAAAUAUCGUAUUUUUAGUUUAAUAAAUGACAUUCGUUCUUAUCAAAUUAAACGCUACCAAACUUUGGAAAUAAUUGUGAAUAAUAAUAAGUAUUAAGUGCAUUUUGAUUAGUAUGUAGCACAUCCACGUGAGUUGAUAAACAAUAUUGUACUUCAAAAGUUGCAAAGCCAUGCAUUACAUAUAUUCUAUUUUAAACCUGCUACACUUUUGUUGUAUGUAAAUUGAUAUCCUUAAUUUAAAUUAAAAGUAAUGCGGGCGAUCAUAUAAAUAUAAUUACAUGAUCAGAAGCCCACUUCUUUAUGAAAAACGACAUGAUUAAUGCUUCUUAAACCAGCUUAUGUUUAGUUACAACGGUUACAUAACCUGUUUGUCUCCUUCACUCUUUGAUCAACCACUCACAUUCAUUUUGUUUGCAUUUAUUUUUUUACCCAUGUUUCUCUUCAUUUUCACAAUGUGUCAUUCUCGUAUUAAAGGGAAUUAAUUUCCAACAGAA